AUGCAAGCGCACAGUCUCCAAGCCACGCACUAUGAACGGGCGCGCGCUCGCGUGAAUGUGAAUUCAGCGCCCUUGACGUGUCACGGGCAUACGCGACCCGUCGUGCACUUGGAGUAUUCAGACAAGCAGGAUGAUGGCACGUUUCUUCUGUUAUCCAGCUGUAAAGAUGGCAGUCCUAUGCUUCGAGACUGGGUUGGUGACUGGGUAGGAACAUUUUUGGGUCACAAGGGCGCUGUAUGGAGCGCGAAGCUGAAUGGCGGCGACGCUGCGCGUGCCGUGACGGGCAGUGCUGAUUUUUCUGCCAAGGUGUGGGACACGUAUACAGGAGAAUGUCUGCAUACAUUUACACACAAUCACAUUGUGCGAAGUGUGGCGGUGGACUCAGCUGCGACAAAGCUUGUGACCGGUGGUCAUGAAAGAAAGCUGCGUCUGUUUGACUUGAACAAACCGGCGUCGAAUGCAGACGAUGCACAGCUUUUCCGUGCACGCUUCGACGCCAACACGACAACGCACGAGGGUCAGAUUCGAAGUGUUGUGCUGGGCCGUGGCACUUCCCAUGAACACACUCUCGUCACUGCCUCAGGUGACAAAUUGAUUCAGUGGUGGGACAUGAGAUCCAUGGAGCCAGUGUAUGACAUGGUGCUGGAUGAUCCGUUCGUAUCGAUGGAGAGGUGUGCUGGCUCGUUUGGCGAGUACGUGACGCUCACGAGUGGGCAUAACGCAAUGUUCUUGGAUCUCGGCACACAUGAAGUGAUUCGGAAACACACACUUGACGUGACGCCCUCGUCUGUGUACCUGCACCCCACGACUGCUGGCAUGUUUGUGGCUGGAUGCACGACGGAUGAGUGGGUUCGCGUAUACGACUACGAAACAGGGAAGGAGUUGGAUCUAAGUAAAGGACAUCACGGUCCAGUCCAUUGCGUAAGCUAUACGCCUGAUGGAGAAGUGGCUGCAAGCGGAAGCGAAGAUGGUACUAUCCGCUUGUGGCAGACGACGCCUGGCAAAAAGUAUGGCCUGUGGUCAUGA
Molecule: messenger RNA, 1026 nt
Organism: Malassezia globosa CBS 7966
Lineage: Eukaryota; Fungi; Basidiomycota; Malasseziomycetes; Malasseziales; Malasseziaceae
Exons: 5
Coding region: 1-1026 (341 amino acids)
Biological process (GO): spliceosomal snRNP assembly
Cellular component (GO): SMN complex
Molecular function (GO): RNA binding; protein binding
Source: RefSeq, a predicted model, not a curated record